CUGCAUGUAGACCAGAGACCCGUCCUGACACUGAGACAGGACAGACAUCAGCUGAGACCAAUAAUCAAUACUUUUAUUGGAGGACAUUAUUUGGACGACCAGCAGGAUCUUCUGCAGUUUUGUUGUUGUUGGAAUAUUUCUCUUCUGUGUCAAUGGCUGCUUCAUCUUCCUCCCCCUCUUCAUCCUCUCUGGUUGCUCUCCUCCUCCUCUUUCUCGCCGUCGCCGUGGAGUCCAGACCUUCACCUCACCGAGAUGAGAAGCAGGUCUUGCACUCUCUGUUCGGCUCUCACCUCUCUUCUCUCAUCACGGCCCCUCUCGCCUCCGAUGAUGUCACAGAGGGCUCAGGCGGACGCCCUGCCCCCUCCAGGGGACUGGCUGUGAAUCGUCAUGGCGCUGCUGUGAGGGGACUGGGCGGUGGGCGUGAGGCGGUCCCGCGGUUCUUCCUCGACUUCCUCCAGCGACAGUCCAAGAUGAGACGACGGAGCAGGAAGUCGAUGAUGGGAGGGAGAGGAUGCUUCGGGAUGAAGAUGGAUCGCAUUGGCUCCAUCAGCGGGCUGGGCUGCUAGGUUGUCUGUAGCCCCCCCGUCCUCCAGACUGAUGAGUUAGUGGUACAUUCUACCACUGUAGCUCUAUGAUGUUGCCAUGGUAGGCGACCCUGAGCUGACCCCUCAUGACCUCUGACCUCCAGUAGCUCCUGGUGCGUCUCUCAGAGACUCCAUGUUGGAUUUAUACUAACUAAGGACUGAAUACACCUGUUCAUUGUAACGAAGACACAGGUAGAAUUCUACUGAUGAUCUCUGACCCCUGGCUCCAACACAGCCGGCAGAACACUGUGAGUGUGUGUGUGUGUGUGUGUGUGUGUGGACAAAGUGCAGUCUGACUGCAGGAUGUAAUAAAACUAAAAAGAAACUCCA
This is a messenger RNA of Epinephelus lanceolatus (giant grouper), 914 nucleotides long. RefSeq names its product natriuretic peptide C-like 2 (gene nppcl2). Lineage: Eukaryota; Metazoa; Chordata; Actinopteri; Perciformes; Serranidae. Gene Ontology annotation, biological process: cGMP biosynthetic process; receptor guanylyl cyclase signaling pathway. Gene Ontology annotation, cellular component: extracellular region. The record is from RefSeq and is a predicted model, not a curated record. Gene Ontology annotation, molecular function: hormone activity.